GGGCCAGCUUCCGCCAUGAAGCCUGAAAUGAAAUACUACGUCAGUUUUGUCGUCUGCUCCUUAACGCACGUGUCGAGCUAUGGCCAUACUCGUCAGUUGAGAAUAUUUGAAAUUGUGUUUGCUGUUCCUUUAUAUAGAGAAGUUAGUUGGAUGAAAGUAAAGCCUCUUAAGCUUUCUAACUUAGAAGAGUGUGGCAAUCGAUUGCCCUCCGAGAAGAAUAAGAGAAAAAUGUCAGGUGGAGUCGCCAAAAAUAAUAGGCCAGCUUCCUACUACAUGGAUCGGGCUCUUAUUCCUAGGGUCCAACGCUAUUUAAAAGAAAAUAGUCACAGAACAUAUAUUGAUAUAGAAGAAAUGGCAGAUUUGUUGCAGAGACAGUAUCCUGAUUAUGGGAGGAAGAAGAAACUUGCUUUUCGUAACUCGGUCAAACAAGCAUAUGAAGACAUAAGAGCAACAUUGGAUAUAAAAGAAGACAGUAGUGAUUCAGAUCCUUACGAAACUGCCAGAAUUGCUGACACACCUGAUACCAGAGAAACUGCCAAUGAGUCUCUACGAAGUAUGUACUCCAGUAAUCGCACAGCAGAUGAUUCCAAGUUAGAAGAUAUAAUGGUAAUUGAUGUACUUGGUGACACUGAAAAAGCACCACCACAAAGCACACCAAUGAAAAAGAAAAUCGUCAAAAGGAAAAAGGUUGAAUCUGAUAUUCCAAAUGGAACCAAGAAAAAGUCCAAAACAGUAGAAUUCAACUCCAUAAUAUCUACCACCAAAUUCUCUGAAGUUGGAGGCAAUGAAAAAUCCCUCAAGGAAGUCCGAAAGCUUAUUCUUCACAUGAAACAUCCAGAAGUCUACCAACAUCUAGGAAUGUCUCCACCAAGAGGUUUUCUUCUUCAUGGUCCACCUGGCUGUGGAAAAACUCUGCUUGCUCAUGCCAUCGCGGGUGAGCUAGAAAUACCUUUUUUCAAAGUUGCCGCUCCAGAGCUGGUUUCUGGCGUCUCUGGUGAGUCUGAAGAGCAAAUUAGGUUGCUGUUCGAUCAAGCUACAUCAGCCGCACCAUGUAUAGUAUUCAUCGACGAGAUUGACGCCAUCACGCCCAAAAGAGAAACAGCUCAAAGAGAGAUGGAGCGAAGGAUUGUUGCCCAGCUUCUCACAUGCAUGGAUGAUCUCAGCAGUCGAAAUAACAAUAUUCCGGUGUUAGUAAUCGGUGCGACAAACCGACCCGACUCUCUUGAUCCUGCCUUACGAAGAGCCGGUCGAUUUGACCGGGAAAUCUCACUUGGCAUCCCAGAUUUAGCGGCUAGAGAAAAGAUCCUGAAAGUUGUCUGCAAGAAUCUCAGCUUAUCCGCCGAUGUGGACUGGAAAUUCUUGGCUUUAAACACCCCGGGUUACGUUGGAGCCGACAUGCUUGCGUUGGCUUCCGAGGCUGGAAUGGUAGCAGUUAAUAGAGCGUUUGGUCGAAUGGAAUCCCUUUAUUUGGCUACUAUUCAACCCAGUGAAACACCAGAACAGGAAGCAGUAACAACAGAAGAGAAAUCAUGGAUUUGGCUUUGUCAACAGCCAGAAUUUGGCACUGAGCAGCUCCAAGGCAUAGCGAUCACGCUCGACGAUUUUAACGCUGCCCUCAAAUGUGUCCAGCCUUCUGCACAGCGCGAAGGGUUUGCUACCGUUCCCGAUGUUACCUGGGACAAUGUGGGAGCGCUGUCGCACGUCCGACAAGAGCUUCAUUUGGCUAUUCUAGCCCCCAUUCGCUACGAAGCACAUUAUGAAGCUUUGGGUCUUUCUAGCCCUUCAGGAGUUUUGCUCUGUGGCCCUCCCGGUUGCGGUAAAACUCUGUUGGCGAAAGCCAUCGCCAACGAAGCUGGUAUCAACUUUAUUUCCGUCAAAGGACCUGAAUUACUUAAUAUGUACGUUGGAGAAUCGGAAAGAGCCGUCCGGCAGUGUUUCCAGCGAGCCCGCAGUUCUGUACCAUGCGUAAUUUUCUUUGAUGAGUUGGAUGCACUCUGUCCACGACGUUCUGAACAAGGCCAUGAGGGUGGAGCCAGUCGCGUUGUCAAUCAGCUGCUGACCGAGAUGGAUGGUAUUGAGUCACGUCGAGGGGUUUUCCUAAUGGCUGCCACCAACCGGCCUGAUAUUAUCGAUCCGGCAGUCCUUCGACCCGGAAGGCUGGACAAAAUUCUUCACGUUGGUUUCCCGACAGCGGAGGAUCGGGUGGACAUCCUCAGAGCCCUAACUAAGAACGGUACCAAGCCAACUCUAGCUGCCGAUGCUAACUUGAUUGACAUUGGUUUGGACCCAAGAUUAGAUGGUUAUACAGGAGCUGACCUUUCCUCAUUGGUCAAGGAAUCGGCCACACAAGCGUUACAGGAAUUUGUUUUUGGUCAAAGUGACGCUGGAGGUCACGAUAUGGAGAUGGGCGAUGUAUGCGUGCACCUACGUCACUUUCAGGCAGCCAUCACUAAAAUUCGUCCUUCGGUCAACGAAAAGGACCGUAAACAUUACAUGGGCAUGUCCCAACGGCUUUGAUUGUGCAAAGGUUCAGGGUCGAAUACGCUUGAAAAUAAUUGCAUAUUCUAGUUUCUAAUUUUCCAUUCUGACUUGCCCUUACAAAUAACCAUGUUUUUCCUUUAUUUGACAUACAAAUUGUUUCUAAUUGUAA
Molecule: messenger RNA, 2650 nt
Organism: Daphnia magna
Lineage: Eukaryota; Metazoa; Arthropoda; Branchiopoda; Diplostraca; Daphniidae
Gene: smid
Product: nuclear valosin-containing protein-like
Exons: 11
Coding region: 16-2517 (833 amino acids)
Biological process (GO): ribosome biogenesis
Cellular component (GO): nucleus
Molecular function (GO): RNA binding; ATP hydrolysis activity; preribosome binding
Source: RefSeq, a predicted model, not a curated record